AGCCUGAAGUGGCACUCACAACUUAGGAGCUAACUUCACUGAAGUACCUUCAGCCCUCUCUCUGACAUCAUGUCCUUCAACUGCUCCACAAGAAAUUGCUCUUCCAGGCCGAUCGGAGGACGGUACACUGUCCCCGUGGCCCCAGCUGCCACGUCUUCAACCCUUGAAGGCGACUGCCUGAGUAGCAUCUAUUUGCCCAGUUCCUUCCAAACUGGCUCUUGGCUCCUGGACCACUGUCAGGAGUCCAGCUGCGAGCCUACUGUCUGCCAGCCUACUUGUUUCCAGCGAACUUCUUGCAUCUCCAGCCCUGCGCAGGUAACUUGCUCGCGGCAAACUACCUGUGUCUCCAAUCCCUGCUCAACUGCCAGCAGCCGACCAUUCAGCUUUGUCUCAAGUGGCUGUCAGCCCGUGGGAGGCAUCUCCAGUGUCUGCCAGCCAGUGGGCAGCAUCUCGACUGUCUGCCAACCAGUGGGAGGAGUCUCUUCUGUCUGCCAACCAACCUGUGGGUACUCCCGGACGUACCAGCAGUCCUCCUGUGUGUCCAGCUGCCGAAGAACUUGCUAAGUGUGUAGGAUCCAGUGAGUCAAGACUCCGUGACCUGCCAGCUGUGCUUCCAGGAUUGUCCAGCAUGCUGCCUGAAAACUCUUCAUUGCUAAACACUAUACUGACUGCCUGAUUGCUGGCUGCUAGCCAUGCACAAGCCGCCUUUGGCAUGCUCAAAAUUUUCUAGCCAGCACCAAGCUUAUUUUAAGGGUUGGCCACUGGUGCUAUGUAGUCGCUGGAUGUUUCCAGAAGCUUUUUCAUUCAUGCCCCAGGCUCUGAUAAUUUUGUCAUGUUUUGACCUUGCUGCUGAAUCUCCUGACCUCUGCUUCUGUGUCUGUGAAAGAGGGAGCUUGUCUCACUAUGUAUUUCUCAAUAAACCUGCAUUAGUUGGCAUUGCAA
This is a messenger RNA of Oryctolagus cuniculus (rabbit), 942 nucleotides long. It is a transcript of the gene KRTAP11-1, whose product is annotated as keratin associated protein 11-1. Gene Ontology annotation, cellular component: keratin filament. Lineage: Eukaryota; Metazoa; Chordata; Mammalia; Lagomorpha; Leporidae. The record is from RefSeq and is a predicted model, not a curated record. Gene Ontology annotation, molecular function: structural molecule activity.